Schizosaccharomyces japonicus yFS275 is the source of this 228-nucleotide messenger RNA. RefSeq lists its product as hypothetical. The transcript has a single exon. Bases 1 to 228 code for a protein of 75 amino acids. NCBI's taxonomy places the organism in Eukaryota, Fungi, Ascomycota, Schizosaccharomycetes, Schizosaccharomycetales, Schizosaccharomycetaceae. The record is from RefSeq and is a predicted model, not a curated record.
AUGGAUGAGUUGGUGGCUCCAUCCACACCUUCUUCUGCUCCUCCUCCGGCGUCGAACAACUCUGGUGUGUCGAUGGAUCUGCUUUCGAGCUACUCGCAACUGCAAUCUCAAGGGAAAUCUGACGCUGCUGCUGCCGCCGCCGCUCAUGCAUCGUCAAACGGCAUGACGGCGGUGGACCCGCCGUCGCCUUUGGACAUGUAUGGAUCCUCGUGGGACGUCUCACGCUAG